This is a messenger RNA of Miscanthus lutarioriparius, 510 nucleotides long. NCBI's taxonomy places the organism in Eukaryota, Viridiplantae, Streptophyta, Magnoliopsida, Poales, Poaceae. The record is from the annotation of a GenBank genome assembly.
AUGUCACCCAUCCUCCAAAUGCAGAAGUUCUACCCCGUCGCGGAUGUCACCUCCCUUGGAGCCGCCGCGGGGUCCCACUGCUACUCGGAGGAGGAGGCCGCGUCCACGGUGACACACGAGCCCAUGGAAGACCUUCCCGCUGAGGCUGUGCCCAAGGCCCCCUCCACGGAAGAUGACACCGUCACGGACGGACAGGGAGCAAUGAUGGAGAUAGAAGCAGCAAUCUCAACCAUCACUCCAUCAGCUUCUGCCACGACUGCUCAGUUCAUCAGAAAUCUGCAGGAGAUGUUUGAGAGGGAAAUUGGUCGUCUUAGAACAUUGUUCCCGCAGCAGCAGCAGCAACAACAUGUCGCCUUUGGUUCUCUGAGCUUCACAGAACUUGCUGCCCCCUUUAUACCACUCUUUGUGGUUGUUAGUAGCAUCAAGAGAGGAGCAGCACUGAUGAACAGGGAAUUUCAUCCCAUAGUGAAAAAAGCUGGAGAGGUUAAUGACUGUGGAUCUGGUCCUUAG